This is a messenger RNA of Microplitis demolitor, 1137 nucleotides long. RefSeq lists its product as uncharacterized. The record is from RefSeq and is a predicted model, not a curated record. The transcript is spliced from 3 exons. NCBI's taxonomy places the organism in Eukaryota, Metazoa, Arthropoda, Insecta, Hymenoptera, Braconidae. Bases 70 to 1023 code for a protein of 317 amino acids.
GUGUAGUCAACAUAUAAGGAAGCAGACUCUUGUUAUGAAAACCAGUAAAGUAUUUGAGACUCUUGAAUCAUGAUCAUCAUUAAUCUACUUCCAUUUUUACUCGCGGCCAGAUUAGAGUCUGGCCAAGACCCAACAGCCUGGAAAUACGGCGCAAAAGUGACAUAUCUCAUUCAAAACCAUGCAUCCAAAACAUACAUGAUGGACCAGAGUGAGUCCAAACACUCUGACAUGACUUUUGAUUUAAAAACAAUGCUGACAUGUCAAUCACUGGAAACAACUGCUCAUUGUUUUUUCCAUGACACUGAAAGUAGAUCGGUGGUUGCUGGCAACAACAAACAUGCAAGGCCUGACGUUCAGUACACUGAGCGAGACAUCUGGACAAAGAAAGUCCUCCAGCAAAGUAUGAUGACGAUUGAUUUCAACAAAAACGGAAUCACUACUGUCUGGGUUCCCGUAGACGUGGAAGUAGCAGGCCGCAAUAUGAUGGGAGCUCUUGCAAUGCCAUUGGACAUCGGCCUAGAUUUUUCUUCCGAAAUAUCUGGAAACUAUGAAACAAAAUCAAACACCACCAAAGGAAAUUGUCUGACUAGAUUUCUGGUAACACGAUCAUCUGCCGUAAGUCAUCAGAAAAAAUUGCCCAUGGAUUUGUUUUUGGUUGCCCAAGCCAAUGAAUCUAUCAAUCGACCGAUCGAGAUCACUCGUACGAUGGAAGCUGGUGACAAGUGUCACGAUAAAUCUUUCGUUCAUUCGUUUUACAUGAACAGAGAAUGUCGUACAGCCAACCAAACUGAUAUAGACUACAAACUUAAUUCCUUUGAAAAUUUCAUGGUCAUUAGCAGUGCCAACUUUACUUCAUUUUCAAAAGUCAAAGUAUCGAUAACUGAUCAUCGAGAUAAGUCUAAAUAUACUCUUGAUGAAUCUAUAAGUUUGACUCUGCAGAAAAUUGAACCCAUCCAUUGCGAAAAAGACAAAAACAAUGAGUUACAAUGUACCAUUAAAGAAAUUAACAAUCUAGCUGAAUAAAUUUACAUGAAGCUAGAAAUUAAUUACAAUUUUUAAGCUAUAGUUAUAAGUUUUAAUUAAGAAAGCUUGUAAAUGUAAAAGUAAACAAUAGAAUAUGCAAUAAAGAGUAGCUUA